Molecule: messenger RNA, 1359 nt
Organism: Cryptomeria japonica (Japanese cedar)
Lineage: Eukaryota; Viridiplantae; Streptophyta; Pinopsida; Cupressales; Cupressaceae
Exons: 1
Coding region: 1-1359 (452 amino acids)
Source: RefSeq, a predicted model, not a curated record
AUGGACCCAGGGGAUCAACCUAUUAUGCUGAAGAUAUUGACACAAGUAGAAGAAAUGCUCAUUGCUAGAGUGAACCCGAUAUUACAGGUUACCCAUACUAUUGGAGGCCAAUAUAAAUACAACGACCAUACAAUUAGUUUCCCACAAGACAUACAAAACAUUGCAACUAUGCUCCCACAUAAAUUGGGAGACAUAGAUGUCCUUAUAGUUCACAGACCCCAGGCUCAAGGAAACUACUAUGAGUGUUACAUAAGUAGGGGUCGUGUUAUGGAUGCAUUGCAAUACAAAGUGAAAUAUGACCCAUACUAUAAAGAUGUGUCAAUAAAUUAUAACAAUCUAAACCAAAUUCCCAAGGAAAGAACGGAUGUAAAAAGCAUGCUUCACACCAUUGAAGCAAAUGAUGAUGUAAUGGUAACAAAUAGUGAAGACGCUGAUGAAGACCAAGAUGAGGGCAUGAUAACCAAUUCGUCAUCAUUUAUAUUACACCUACCGAAUGAACACCGUGAACUACAGAUAAUUAAGAAAACACUAGAGAUUGAGGACACCACAGAUAACAUCAUUGACUGGCGAGAAAUAGGCUUAACCCCAAUUAAUGAAUAUAAUACUGAGGGCCUACUCAAUAUAGCAUUUCCAACACUCUUCCCAAACGGAAUUGGAUUACAAAUACAACCAAGAACUAGGGAAAUAAAGAUGCAUGAAUAUGUACUACACUUGAUGCAAUUCCAUGAUCAAAGAUUUGGACAACAUCCAAGAUUCCGAUACUACAUCUAUAACCUUAUGAUGCGUCAUUGGAGCCAAUCACUUGCAAAAAAUUUCAUGAAAAAAAAUGUAGAAGAGCACUUAUCAACCACCAUUGAGAAUUUACAUGCACACCUGAAAGAACUCCCUGACUCACAACUAGCUGCGGAAUUACUGCACUUUGGCUCUACCAUGAGAGGAACCAGACCAUAUUGGAACAAGUGUCGAUUAGAAUUAACAAACAUGAUAAACCAAAUAGGAUCUCCCGUCCUCUUCUUCACACUAAGCGUAACCAAUACAAAGUGGCCAGACCUCCAACAACUCCUCACAAAUAAUAUGGAGCUUUCCAUGCACUCAAAUAAGCACCGUCUUGAAAAUGUUAUUAAUAACCCGCAUAUAACAUCAUUAUACCUACAUCAAAGAUUGACCAUAUUCCAUGAAGAAGUUAUUGAGAAACUCCUUGGUGUGAUAGAUUAUUGGUACAGAUAUGAAUGGCAACACCGAGGAACCGCACAUGUUCAUGGGUUUCUGUGGCUCCAAGAUUCGCCAUACAUGGACAAGCUAGAUUGGGAAAAUAACGAAGAUGUUGAUAAAGCAAUUUUUUUUUUGAUAAGUACAUAA